Trichomycterus rosablanca is the source of this 4061-nucleotide messenger RNA. It is a transcript of the gene ube3a, whose product is annotated as ubiquitin protein ligase E3A. The transcript has 11 exons. Gene Ontology annotation, biological process: ubiquitin-dependent protein catabolic process; protein polyubiquitination. The coding region runs from base 221 to 2785 and encodes 854 amino acids. Gene Ontology annotation, molecular function: ubiquitin protein ligase activity. NCBI's taxonomy places the organism in Eukaryota, Metazoa, Chordata, Actinopteri, Siluriformes, Trichomycteridae. The record is from RefSeq and is a predicted model, not a curated record.
AAGAUGGCUGCGAAUAUGUUGUUGAGGGACUGGAGCUGAAUAGUGAAACUGAAGUGCACGGAGUGUGAUGUUGAGCAAGUGGAUUUAUUCGGUUACAACUGAGCAUCUACAAAAGAGCUAAUUCAACCUCUGAUCAUCAACAGGAUUGUUUCCUGACCACGGAUUAUUCUCUUUAGAGUUCAGAGAAGGAGUCCUGCAUUGAAAAUAUUAAGCAAUUCUAAUGAAGCGAGCGGCUGCAAAACAUCUAAUCGAGCGCUACUACCACCAGUUAACUGAGGGCUGUGGAAAUGAGGCCUGCACGAACGAGGCUUGUGGCUCCUCCCCAGGUUUCCAGCGCAUGGAUAACAAUGCUGCAGCCAUCAAGGCCCUGGAGCUAUACAAGAAUAACGCCAAACUGUGUGAUCCCCAUCCCUCCAAAAAAGGCGCAAGCUCGGCUUUCCCGGAGAACAGUGCCAAGGGAGCCAACAAUUUCUCAGCUCGCAGCAACGGAAAGAUGAACCACAAGGACCUACCGCCCACUAGGGAAGACUUUAGAGAUUUGAAUUAUUUGACGGAGGAUAAGGUGUAUGAAAUUCUGGCUCUAUGCAGUGAGUCAGAAGACUACUCCCCUCUGAUUCGUGUCAUCGGGAGGGUGUUCUCGAGCGCCGAGAGCCUGGUGCAGAGCUUCCGCAAGGCCAAGCAGCACACCAAGGAGGAGCUGAAGUCUCUGCAGGCCAAGGACGAGGACAAGGACGAAGAUGAAAAAGAGGUCGCGUCUGCCGCCGAUAUGGAGGUGGACCCAGACGCGGCAGCGGCAGGAGGAGAAGGAGCUUCCCAAGACUCUAGCAAUGACGUUCGAAAGCCAGUGGAGGUGUCGGUGGACAUUGAGGCGGUGCGGAGAGUUUACGACAGGCUGCUUUCCAACGAAAAAGUGGAGGCAGCCUUUCUGAACGCACUGGUGUAUCUGUCACCCAAUGUGGAGUGCGACCUCACCUACCACAACGCCUACGUGGCCGAUCCCGACUACCUCAAUGUGUUUAUCAUUGUGAUGGAGAACAGCAACCUGCACAGCCCAGAGUACCUGGAGAUGGCGCUGCCACAGUUCUGCAAGGCCAUGAGCAAGUUGCCCCUGCCUGCUUUGGCCAAACUGGCACACCUGUGGGCUCAGCAUGGUGCUGGUCACAUCCGGCGCCUGCUUGAGACCUUUCAGCAGCUUAUCACAUACACCGUGAUUAGCAACGAGUUCAACGGUGAAAACCUCGUAAACGAGGAUGAUGGCAUAGUGGCAGCCACCAAAUGCCUGAAGGUGGUUUACUUUGCCAACAUCCUUGGCGGUGACCUGGACACCGGCCACUGCGAGGAAGAGGACGACGAGCCUGUGGCUGAGUCGAGUGAGCUUACACUGCAAGAACUGCUGGGAGAGGAGCGUCGUGCCAAGAAAGGUCCACGGGUGGACCCUCUGGAGACAGAGCUGGGCGUGCGCGCCUCAGACUGCCGCGCACCCCUCGUCCUGUUUGACGAGUUCAUAAACGAGCCACUUAACGACGUGCUGGAAAUGGACAAGGACUAUACAUUCUUUAAGGUGGAGACUGAGAGCAAGUUCUCUUUCAUGACCUGCCCGUUCAUUCUUAAUGCUGUGACAAAGAACCUGGGCCUGUAUUACGACAACCGGAUCCGGAUGUACAGCGAGCGCAGGAUCACGGCGCUCUACAGCCUGGUGCAGGGCCAACAGCUCAACCCGUACCUGAGGCUCAAAGUGCGCAGAGAUCACAUCAUAGAUGAUGCUCUUGUCAGGCUGGAGAUGAUUGCCAUGGAGAAUCCUGCUGACUUGAAAAAACAGCUGUAUGUGGAGUUUGAAGGAGAGCAGGGGGUGGAUGAAGGAGGAGUUUCCAAAGAGUUUUUUCAGCUUGUAGUAGAAGAGAUCUUCAAUCCUGAUAUAGGCAUGUUUACUUACGAUGAAAGCACAAAGCUUUUCUGGUUUAACCCAUCGUCCUUUGAAAAUGAAGGCCAGUUCACUUUAAUAGGUAUCGUCUUGGGCCUAGCUAUCUACAAUAACUGCAUUCUGGACGUGCAUUUCCCCAUGGUGGUUUACAGAAAACUAAUGGGGAAAAAAGGAACCUUCAGAGAUCUUGCAGAUUCUCAUCCGGUUCUUUAUCAGAGCCUAAAGGAACUGCUGGAGUACGAAGGCAACGUGGAGGAAGACAUGAUGAUCACUUUCCAGAUAUCACAAACAGAUUUGUUCGGUAACCCUCUGAUGUACGAUUUAAGGGAAGGUGGAGACAAAAUUCCUGUCACCAACGAAAACAGAAAGGAAUUUGUAGAACUUUAUGCUGAAUAUAUGCUCAACAAAAGUGUGGAGAAACAGUUUAAAGCUUUCAGAAGAGGUUUCCAUAUGGUCACUAAUGAGUCUCCACUAAAGUAUCUGUUUCGACCAGAGGAAAUUGAGCUGCUUAUAUGCGGUAGCAGAAAUCUUGACUUUCAUGCACUUGAAGAAACAACAGAAUAUGAUGGCGGUUACAACAAGGACUGUCGAAUUAUUAAGGAUUUUUGGGAGACGGUCCACUCAUUUGGGCAGGAGCAGAAGAGGCUGUUUUUGCAGUUCACAACAGGCACUGACAGAGCGCCAGUGGGUGGCCUGGGAAAACUGAAGAUGAUCAUUGCUAAAAAUGGACCUGACACAGACAGGUUACCAACAUCUCACACCUGCUUUAACGUGCUGCUCCUUCCUGAAUACUCCACCAAGGAGAAACUUAGAGAGAGACUGCUCAAAGCCAUCACUUACGCCAAAGGCUUCGGCAUGCUCUGAGGCUCCAGGAGCUGCAGAAGAACUUGCACAACUUCAGAGUUUUCAUGUGUACGUCAAAGGCAAAAAUCACCUACACAGACGACAAAAACGUAAAAUCUCAAGUUUCACUGUAAGGCAGGAUAUGAAAUAGGAUAAAAUGGGAAAGUUCUGGUGACCGAGUGCCUGUGCCUAAAUAGUAGACAAAACCACACUGGACUCUUUGCUCUUUCUCCCCCAAUGUAAGUGUUAAGUUACCCUUUUUUGUAUGCACUGAGAUAAAGCACUAUUUAUUUUAAGGGAUAACGUUUGUUGUUUCAUGUCUGCCUGGAAUCCAGCUUACAUUUUUAUUUUUAACAUAGUUAUUACACCUUAAAAGCUGAAGAAAUCUAAACCAGAACAAAGGGAGAUGUUUCUCAUUGUACUAUGGCUGAACUGUGAAAGUGCACUUAACUCAAUAAUCAGAAUGUCUAAGUUUCCUGUUGACCUCUGGUGGACUCGUCACACUCAUGGUUCAUAGGUCUUCCCAGUCGGUCCACACGUGCAGCAAUGCUUCGAGGUACAGAGCAACUUCAAUUCCAUCUUUCUUACCAGGAAUCUGUAUUUAUUAAAGAACUGCAUUGUUUGUAAAGCCACGUUGGCAAGUUGUGCUGCUUGCUUAUAACCAGCGUUCUGGUUACUUAUUUAGCUUCAGAAUCUGGUUUUGUGUCUUACAACAAUAUAAAUAACACAAUUGGCUAAAAUCAGUCUGCUCUUAUGGCAAACAAUAUGAAUAGACUUACAAAUCUGAACAUCACAUCUCCAUUAAAGCAGGUAAUUCAGUAAAGUAUUUGCUAGAAAGGUGAUUUCAUGAACAAUCCAUGUUUGUAUUCAGAACAGCAUGGCCUUGUCUGUACUUCCUUUAAAGCAAACUGUGUUAUUUUUUCAGUAGAUUUGUUUUGCUUUACAGCAUUGGACCCUCAUUACUAUACUGUCAGAUCAUUGAGGGGAUUUUGGCACAAACUCUACCACUAUCCUAAUGUGCCAAAUGUAUAUGCUAUAAAACCCACCCCUCAGGUUUACCCAAACAGCUGGAAACCCACUUUAGUGAUGCCCUGGACCCUUUUUAUUUUUUUACUCAUACAUUUGCUGUUUUUUUUUUUUUCCCCCUUUUCUUUUUUCCUCAUCUUCAAAUAAACUGAGUUGUGGUUUGUUCCACUACUGACGGCGCUCACUUUAAAGAGGUAACAGAACUUGGUAUCAAGAAUGAAAGCAUUUGAUUGUUCAAAAUAUUCUUAAAUAAAUGAAAAAAACUGAAAAA